Molecule: messenger RNA, 7665 nt
Organism: Anopheles darlingi
Lineage: Eukaryota; Metazoa; Arthropoda; Insecta; Diptera; Culicidae
Gene: Dcr-1
Product: endoribonuclease Dcr-1
Exons: 9
Coding region: 341-7513 (2390 amino acids)
Biological process (GO): apoptotic DNA fragmentation; siRNA processing; pre-miRNA processing
Cellular component (GO): nucleus; RISC complex; cytoplasm
Molecular function (GO): deoxyribonuclease I activity; protein binding; ribonuclease III activity
Source: RefSeq, a predicted model, not a curated record
ACUCAAGUUCUUUUUAAAAAUGGGAAAUUGAUAACUUUUUUGAACUUUUUUUGGUGCAUUUCGUGAUAAAUAAAGAUGAUAAGGACAAAUUAGCAUCAUUCGUAACUCCCGCCGUCGUUCCUGUUGGAAAAGUGCGCCGGAAAAGUGUAAGAAUCUUGGAAAACCGCAGCGUUCCCAAAAAGACCGGGCUGACUCCUCGAGAAAGAUCGGGCUGAAACCACGAAAAAGAAUUCUAAUCCUAUUGGAAAUAUGGAGCGAGCGAGCGAGGAACAGGUCGUAACCCGAGUGCCGUGAAUUUCACCCAGUUUGGCCACCCAGUUUACCUUAGAUUGCCGGCAAAAUGACGGUGCUACACUGGAUGGAACGGAACAUCCACACGACGGCUCUGACGCCGCGUGAUUACCAAACGGAGCUGCUGUCGAUGGCCCGCGAGGAAAAUCUGAUCGUCUGUCUGGCGCACAAUUCGGCCAAAGAGUUCCUGGCGGUGAAGUUGAUCCAAUCACUUCGCUCGGACCGGGAUGAAAGAAGAGAAGAGGAUGCUGCUGCUGCAUCGGACUGGCGACUCCGGAAAACGGUGUUCCUUACGGAGCGGACGGAUCGGGCCGUGCUCGCUUCGAUGGUGGCCAAUUUAACUGAUCUCACGGUGAGCACGGUGGCGAAUGAUGGUGAGUUAUCAUCACGCUAUGAUCUCGCCGCCAGCGACGUUCUUUUCAUGUCGAGCGCCGCUGUACUGCUGGAAUUGCUUGACCAAGCGGAGGUGCUGCGAGUGGAGCACAUUCGGCUGCUGAUUGUGGACGAGUGCCAUAAAACCUAUGGCCAUCCGGAACUGUGGGAAGUAUGUAGUCGUAUCGAGCGGAGCAACGGGACGCGCACGAAAAUCGUUGGCCUGGCUGGACCACUACACGGUGCAAGCUGUACGCCGGAACGUCUAUGUUGGGAGCUCCAGUGUCUGGAGCGCUGCUUACGAGCGCGUAUCGAAACGGCCAGCGAUAUUACCAGCAUUCUUCGGUUCAGCACCAAACCGACAGAAUUGAUUCUCGAGUGCACUCCAGCGCGAGCGUCACCGCUAGCGCGUCACCUCCGCGCGCUCAUUCUCCGCCAGAUUGCCUUCCUGCAGGACCACCGGUACGAUCCACUGGCCAUGUACGGUAUGGAUGCCAACGAGAGCGAUGAUCUGCCUGUCGUCAAUGGGGAGACCGAUGGGGAGAAAGAAAAUGAUGAAGAGGAUGAGUUUCGGCGUGAAUUGCGCUCGAUACCGGAUCCAAAGGCCGCUCCCCUGCGUUACCUGCAGCAGUACCUCGAGCUGCUGGAUGAAUUCGGCCCAUGGGGUGCCGAUCGUGGUGCGCUCGAUUUGUUGACGACGAUCGAGAAGGAAAAGAUCCGCACACCGUACGAGCGCCACUUUCUGCUGCUCUGCAUGGUCUCCACGGUGUUAGUUCAGGCCCGUUCGAUGGCAGCCGGUGUCUUUGCACGGUACAGUACGGAGAUUGAACGGAUCCGGCGUUACUCGACACCGAAAGUGCGCCGUUUGCUCGAGGUUUUAGCGUGGUUCGGCGAACAACAGGCACGCCCGAAUGAUCAACACACCAACAACGGAUCGACAACGCUUCAACACCAGCAGCAGCAGCAGCAGAUGAUGUAUUGUUUCUGUCGUACGGCGGAUUGUAAAGAGUUGGGAAAAGAGUAUCACACAUUCGGUACCCGGAUCGGUGAUGUCGGUGAACGAAUCGAUCGCUUAGCGAAACAGUUGCACACCGUGCGCCAUGCAACCGAUCGACUGAUGCUAAAACAUCGUAAUCGGGAUGGUGGCUCCAGUGAGAUGAACGCUGGUUCCUCCCCACGGCACCACGGUACAGCCCAACCGCACACCGAUGGUCGUCCCAGUAAUCUUCGAAGACGACGAUGUUUUCCAGGUUCAGGUGCUGGUGGUGGUGGUGGUGGAGGUCCACCAUGGCUUAAUGGAGCUACGGGAUACCAUCCAAGGGGCCAUCACGACAGCGGCGGUGGUGCAACGGAGGCACUGUGUGGACUGAUCUUUUGCAAUGAUCGCUCAAUCGCACGCAUACUGUACGUGCUGCUGUACGAGGUAGCACGCUCCCAGCCCGAAUACGCCUUUCUAAGUGCCCAGUACACGGUUGAUAAGGUGGUAGAUCCGCUCACGGAUGCGCAGCAUGCGGCACUUGAGCAUCGGAAGCAGGAGGAAGUGUUGAAGCGUUUCCGAAUGCACGAUUGCAAUCUACUCAUCGGUACGUCCGUGCUAGAGGAAGGUAUCGAGCUGCCGAAAUGCAAUCUCGUAAUCCGCUGGAGCCAACCCUCCAACUACCGCUCGUAUGCACAGUGUAAGGGAAGAGCGAAGGCACCGGGCGCUUACCAUAUUCUGUUCGUUACACCCGAUGUCGGCAGUGGUGGUGAUAAGAGCCUGAAGCAUGAUCAACCACUCGAUGACCCAAUUCAGGUGGAUGAGGACACGGCUGUAGGUGAUGGUGUGCUAGAUCGCAACGUCGGUUGUGCUGAUCCAGCUGAUAAAGAAUUGAUUGAACGCUGUACGGAUGCGAUAAUCGAGCGGGUGGCCAUCUACAGAGAGGUGGAAAAGCUAUUACUCUCCAAGUGUCGCAACGGAGAACCAGAGGAUGGCGAACUGAAGCACGCCGAUUGCUUUAAUCACUGCCUAGAGAUCUUUCGGGCUGCACCUUCUCCCGACCGAAGCCCACAGGCCAGCGGUGGGGCCUCACUCGGGCUGAGUAAUGCCGUCCAGACGCUCAACAAGUACUGUGCCAAGCUACCGAGCGAUACGUUCACGAAGUUAACACCGAUCUGGCGCUGUGCGACCACGGUUCGCAAUGACCGCACGCUGUACCAGUACACGAUCCGUUUGCCAAUCAACUCUCCCUGGAAGGAGGACAUUCUGGGCCUUCCGAUGCCAACGGAAACGCUUGCUCGGCGGAUGGCGGCAUACAUUGCCUGCCGGAUGCUACACGCUGCUGGUGAACUGGACCACUCGUUUCAACCCUUCGGCAAGGAAGCAUUCCGGGCGUUCGAGGCCGAUUGGGAAAAUUUUGAGCUGGACGAGCUGGAUGCCAAGAUACUGAGCGAAAACAAUGACCCCCGGCCCGGAACGACAAAACGUCGUCAGUAUUACUACAAGAGGAUUGCCUCAGUGUUCAAUGAAUGCCGGCCUGAGGUGGGUACUACGGCCUACCUGUACUAUAUGCGCAUGGAACUGAUCUGUCCGAUACCGGAGGAACAGAAUACGCGCGGGCGCAAAAUCUACGCCCCGGAGGAAUCCCCGCAAGGCUUCGGUAUCCUUACGACGAAGCUCAUCCCGAAGAUAAGCUCUUUUCCGAUCUUUACCCGGUCAGGUGAGGUGAAGGUAUCGCUGGAUCUGUGUCCGCAGCGUGUGCAGCUAACCGAACAGCAGCUCUCGAUGGUAAACUGCUUCGUUCGCUAUACCUUUACCAAAGUGCUGCGCCUCCAGAAGAGCCUAAUGCUGUACGAUGCAAACGCGACGGAGAACUGCUUCUUUAUCGUACCGACGAUCCGACAACCGACGGACGACGGUGGUGAUGUGCAGGUUGACUGGGCGUUUGUGGAGAAGAUUGCGCUAAACGUGGACCGGAGCGGUCCUACCUUCAUACCGGACGAGGCACGUAAAGGCUACCAGUUCGAUGUGAACCGAUUCCGGGAUGCGGUCGUUAUGCCCUGGUAUCGAAACCGAGAUCAACCACAGUACUUUUAUGUGGCCGAAAUCUGUCACCAUCUGUCGCCAAAGAGCGCCUUUCCGGGUUCGAACUAUGCGACGUUCGAGGAGUAUUAUCACCGGAAGUACGACAUCCAGAUCCAGAAUGUACGGCAACCGCUGCUGGAUGUCGAUCAUACGAGCGCCCGGUUGAACUUCCUAACACCUCGCUACGUCAACCGGAAAGGUGUCGCACUGCCGACCAGCUCGGAAGAAACGAAACGUGCUAAGCGGGAGAACCUAGAGCAGAAGCAAAUCCUCGUCCCGGAACUGUGUACGAUCCAUCCCUUUCCGGCUUCACUGUGGCGUGCGGCCGUCUGCUUACCAUGUGUACUGUACCGUAUCAAUGCACUGCUGCUGGCGGACGAGAUACGGCGACAGGUUGCGCGUGAUCUGAAGCUUGGCCGCGAAGAUCUCGAUCAGCUCGAGGGUGGCAAAUUUGAGUGGCCAAUGCUUAGCUUCGGUUGGAAUCUAGCGGAUGUGUUACGCAAAACCAAGGAACAAAAGGUUGCACAAGCAGCGGCUGCUGCUGCUGCAGGUACUGUAGCGACGGCGGCCAUCACACAAGAAGGCACUGGAAUGGAUGCAUCGCUACCAGAGGGAAAUGGACCGGAAUCGACAUCGGAAGGUACAGAGCAACCGGCAAUCGAAAGUGAUGGCCCUGAUGAAACCACGAAGACCACUGCCAAUCAGGAAGAUCAGAAUCCGGAUGAUGUGAACAACGUUGAAAAAAACGAGAACGGUCAGAGCGAGGAAGAGGCUCUACUGGAGAUCGGCACGUGGUCCAAUGAGAUGGCUGCCGGUGUGGACACGGGUGAAGACGGCGAAUCCGGGGUAGGCGGUGGUAAAGGUGCGUUCUUACGGUACGAUUCGGAUUGUGCCAGUAACAGUAGCGGCAACUAUUAUUCCUCCGAUGAGUACGAUGAAGAAGAGGAUGGCUAUCUGUACGAUGAUUCCGGUGGUGGCGCGUCGGAUGAGGAGUCAACACUACCUGCCAUUACUGCUGCAAUUACCGGUGAGUCCGGUACGGAGCCGGGUGCGUUGUGUGAGAUGAAUGGUUCUGGGAAGUCUGCCCCAGCAGCACCAGAGACCAUCGUGAGCACCGUGCGACGGUUAAAGAUUGAAUUCAAAUCGGAAACGAUCGCCGAAGCGAUCGAUUCGGAACGCGAUCUGCAACGGCAGCGUACCCAGCAAAGCAUUAUUCAGCGAUCGCGCCAGAACGAGCGAUUGUACCAGAUUACCAAGAAUGCUGCCGAAGGUUUCAGUUGCUCGCUCGCCCUUGGCACAAUGGAUGCCAACGAAAGGGCGCAAGCGGAGCAAAGGUUCGCAGAACAAAAGAACCACACCAAGGAUGCAAUUCGAUUGCACGGGACGCUCGUUCGCUGGAACGAGUCGCUCACCGUGGAGCACUGGCGCAGUCGGCUGGAGGCGAACGAGCUCGCCACGAUGACGGCGCUAAUGAACGACAUGGGAGGCCGUGCCUUCAUCGAGUUCGUUCCGUACAUCGAGGAGCAGGCACUGUUCACCAUACUCAUCCGGAAUGGUAGCACCGGUGAGCGCUGGUUGCGAUUGCACGAUUUGUAUCAGCUGAACGCGCGCUUCUUUCCCGAACAGUAUACCGUGCUGCGUGGUGGUUCCCAUUUCGAUCACUUUCUCGAUGAAGACGAGGGCCAGGAUCGGCAAUGUAAUGACGUGGGAGAUGGAUCACAAACGAAAGUAAUCACACUCACGAUACGUGAUCCAUUUCCAGCCAUAGCUGCUGGUCAAACGGCUUGCAAUUACAAGGUAUCUCAAGAUCCGGAAACGGAUAUAGCGAAGCAGUUCAACGGUGAGCAGCAGCAGCCGCAUGAUGAUGAGACUACUAGCAUUACAUUCAACUUCGAUGAACAGCCAGAUCUGGAGCACCAUCCGGGACCCAGUCCGGCAAUUAUACUGCAAGCACUAACCAUGUCUAACGCGAACGAUGGCAUCAAUCUAGAACGAUUGGAAACGAUCGGUGACUCCUUUCUCAAGUAUGCCAUUACAACCUACCUGUACUGUCGCUAUGACAACGUGCACGAAGGUAAACUUAGCCAUCUGCGAUCGAAGCAGGUUUCGAAUCUGAACCUUUACCGCCUCGGACGCCGGAAACGGCUGGGUGAUUGUAUGAUCGCGGCCAAGUUCGAACCCCAUGACAACUGGCUUCCACCGUGCUACUACGUACCGAAGGAACUCGAACAAACACUCAUCGAUGCGAAGAUCCCAGCGUGCCACUGGAAUUUGGCCGAUCUGCCCGACAUCAAGCGGCUGUCGUGUGCGGAAAUCUGCCAGCUAGUCAAAGAGCGAGCCCGGGCUAAGCGCAGAGAAGACCUUGAACGAAGAAACAUACUUACACACACGAAUCCGGGCACCCAAGGUGUUAACGGACAGCCUGAUAUGGAUAAUGAUGAUAAUGAUGAUGAUAAUAAUGAUGGGGAGGACGAGGAGGAGGAUGAUGAUGAUGAUGAUGAUGAUGAUGAGGAUGAAGACGACGACGACGAUGAUGAUGAUGAGUGUAAUGAGGGUGGAUCCGAUUUCUUCUCCUGCUUCAUCCCAUACAAUCUCGUGACGCAGCACAGCAUCCCGGAUAAAUCGGUGGCCGAUUGCGUCGAAGCACUGAUUGGUGCCUAUCUGAUCGAAUGUGGACCACGUGGUGCACUCCUAUUUAUGGCCUGGCUCGGUAUUCGAGUGUUGCCAAUACGCAGUAACAAUGGUGUCCCGAAAGCGAUCAGCACGGGCAACACGCAAGAACUCGUGCAGUACGGACGAGGAACCGUCGAUAUAACCGAAUAUGGACACUGGGUAGCACCACCGUCACCGAUGGUGCGAGCGAACAUUACCUUCGGUGGCCUAGAGAUCGGUGCUCGUGCCACCGCCCGUGAACUUAACCGUCUCCUCGAAGGCUUUGAGGUGUUUGAACGCUCGCUCGGUUACCAUUUCCAGGAUCGGUCCUAUCUGCUCCAGGCCAUGACACACGCUUCCUACAGCCCGAACCGGUUGACUGACUGCUACCAGCGGCUCGAGUUCCUUGGCGAUGCCAUUCUAGACUACCUGAUUACACGCCAUCUGUACGAGGAUCGGAGGCAGCAUUCGCCCGGUGCGCUCACCGAUCUCCGAUCGGCACUGGUCAACAAUACAAUUUUCGCCGCGCUCGCGGUUCGCCAUGGGUUUCAUCGAUAUUUCCUACACCUGUCGCCCGGUCUGCAGGAGGUAAUCGAUCGAUUCGUGCGGAUCCAGCAGGAGAACGGUCAUCGUAUCACCGAGGAGGAGUACUACCUACCCGACGAGGACGACGAUAUGCUAGCAGCCGAUGGAGGCUUCGGUGGUGGGUUCGGAGAGAUAGAGGGAGGCCAAGCGUUGAUGGGUUCUGGCGAGGCGGAAGACGUCGAAGUUCCGAAAGCGCUCGGCGACGUGUUCGAAUCGAUCGCCGGAGCCAUCUUUCUAGAUUCCGGCAUGUCGUUAAACACCGUGUGGAAGGUCUACCGCAAGAUGAUGGGUCCUGAGAUAGAGAAGUUCAGCAGCUCCGUACCCAAAUCACCGAUUCGAGAACUGCUGGAAAUGGAACCGGAGACGGCCAAGUUUGGCAAACCGGAAAAGCUUGCCGAUGGUCGGCGUGUGCGGGUCACCGUCGAGGUGUUCGGUAAAGGCACGUUCCGGGGUAUCGGGAGAAACUAUCGUAUCGCCAAAUGUACCGCCGCCAAGUGCGCUCUUCGGCAGCUGAAGAAGCUUGGCUACAGUAGUCACCACAAGCGCCGAUAAUGGAUUAGGGUUGGCAAGCAACGAAAUACUUCGAAUAUCAUUCCUUCUCAUGCGAUUACUCUAAGUAGUGAAAUUCAUAAUGAAGUCCUACACUUCAGGGACCCGCUAAGUGUGAAAAGAAGCUAAAAGGUAAUAAACGAUUGACCAGUGCA